Molecule: messenger RNA, 3030 nt
Organism: Nannizzia gypsea CBS 118893
Lineage: Eukaryota; Fungi; Ascomycota; Eurotiomycetes; Onygenales; Arthrodermataceae
Product: leucine-rich repeat-containing protein 40
Exons: 1
Coding region: 1-3030 (1009 amino acids)
Molecular function (GO): protein binding
Source: RefSeq, a predicted model, not a curated record
AUGGACAACAAAACCGCAGCAAGCGGCCGUCCGCGGCUCUCACGGCUGCCUCUGCCCACGGGAACGCCCUCGAGGUCGUUAAGGCCGUCACCCUCAAGGGACAGGCUGCAGGCAGAUGCGGGACUCAAGAUAUCGAGGCUUCGGCGGCCGUCUGAGGACAUCUUCAACAGGCCCUACUCCCCGGCGUGCUCGAGUGAAUCGGACCCUCUGGACGGACACCACGAGAACUCGAAUGCGACUUCGACUGCGACCACUCCUCUGCGCCCUCAAUCGUUCAGUAAGCAGUAUCACCUGAACGAGUCGCUCCUCGACCCGGCAGAUACCCGACAGGGCCGCAGCCCCUCGCGCAAUGGGCCCAGACCCUCCCUAUCAGACCGGACCAUUGAGACACUUGCUCAGAUCCCCGGCUCACCCUCGCCCGGUAGAAGAAAAUCUGGCUUCGUUGGCGAGCUGAGGAGGUCUUCCUCAAGGCAGUCCUUGAAUGGAACACCUUUAUCUCCUGCUCCCUCAGCAAGGAAUGCGAGGAUGCCCAGAUCCCCUUCUGCGGCUAGCACCUCACGCGAGCGUCCUGUGGGUCAGAGGUCAGUUAGCAUGUAUAUAAGAUCACCUGCUGCAUCGAUAAGGAACGGUAUGCUCAAGACAAGUGAGGAGGGUAUCGAAGAGACGGAAACUAGCAUGUUGCCUCCACAUAAGCCGGUAUCCGCUGCUGCCACCCGCCAGCCGAUGAAGAGCCAGAGCAUGAUAUCACGAAAGCCGAGAACGAUGCCGCCCCUGGGUCAGGUCUUCGGAGAAGCCCCAGAUUCAGAGCCUACUGGCAUAAUUGAACCCCUUUCAAUCCCCAAGACAAGGAAGCCACCGUCUACCAUAUCUUCAAAUUUUACCUCACCUACAUCUACAACCUCGAAACGAUCGCCGAGAACUUCUAUCACAUCUGACGGAUACACGGCAAAUGAUGUACCGCCCAAGGAACCAGAACCAAAGAAGACCGCCAAAUCAUCAAGUGCCCUUCGAGAGAGUAUAGCCAAGGCAAAGGCCGCUCGCAAAGCAGCUCAGCAGCAGCAGCAGCAGCAGCAAGAACAACAACAACGUGAACCGUCAUGUAAAUCUCCAGAUACUCUUGAGGAAGACAACCUGAAGGAUCCAUUCAAUCAGCUAUCCGGUAUGGAACCUACAAGUGCCGCCUUGCAGAGUAGAACUGCUUCUGCCAGGAAAUCAGGACUUCUGAACAUAUCUGCCAUGGGACUGGCCGCUAUCCCCGAUGAGGUCAUGACCAUGUAUACCUUUGAUCCAAACAGCAAUGACGUCUGGUACGAAAACGUCGACCUGGUGAAAUUCAUGGCUGCAGAUAACGAGCUGACUUCACUCCCGGAUGAGGCCUUUCCCGAUGUGGACUUGACCGAGUUCAACCCAGAUGAACCCGCCCCAAAUGCUCAAUUCGGCGGCCUAGAGCACAUUGACUUGCACGGAAAUAAGCUGUUUUGUCUACCUACGGGGCUUAGAAGGUUGCAACGCCUUCGUACCUUGAACCUAUCGAAAAAUAAGCUGGAUAGCAUGGAUGCCCUCGACGUUGUAUUCAGCAUACGGAGUCUGACAGAACUAAAGCUUGCAGAGAACAAUUUGUCCGGAAUGCUGACCUCUGAUAUCAGGCGCCUGGUCAAACUGGAAGUUUUAGAUCUUCAUGGGAACUGUCUUACCGGGCUUCCUGAUUCAAUUGCAGACCUAACAGCGCUGCGGAUCCUGAAUGUCUCCGAGAACAGGCUCCCUUCUCUCCCGUUGAUGGUAAUGAAGGAUCUUCCCCUGACAGAACUCAACGCCUGGAAGAACAGGCUAGAUGGCCACUUCUUUCCAAAGUCCUUUAAGCGUCAUGAUACCUUGCAGGUAUUAAAUGUUGCAACGAAUAAUCUGGAUGAGCUAUCUGCUGAAGAUACCAUCGAGUUGCCGAACUUGCAACAGCUGUUCAUAGAACAGAAUUGCCUGAAGGCUAUCCCUAAUAUAUCAUCGUGGAAGUCCUUGUUGAGUAUAAUUGCCUCGGAGAAUCGCCUGUCUGCCUUGCCAGAAGGACUGGCGGAUCUGGCGAACAUUAAACAUUUGGAUUUUACAACCAACGAUAUCAGGCUGAUCGAUGAUAACAUCGGUUCCAUGGAGAGCCUUGUUACUCUCCGGAUUUCCAAUAACCCUCUCCGCGAGAAGAAGUUCCUAAGCAUGGAUACCGAUGAUCUGAAGCGAGAACUUAACAGUCGGCGUGAAGUCAAGGAACCAUCUCAGGAUGAGGAAGAAGGCUCCGUCCAAACAGAAUUCACACUCGCACCAGAAAGCCCCACGGCCACUAUCACUCAUGCAUGGAGAGUAAAACAACGCGGUGUUCUCGAUCGCUCUUCGACAAAUCUCUCCGAUCUAGAGCCAAUGGAUAUUGAACCCUUGAUCGCCAAGUCCGAUAUCAGAUGUCUCUACCUCCAACGGAACCGCCUUGAAAAAUUCCCUGUACCGGCUCUCUCGCUCGUAGCUCACUCUUUAAUCGACCUGGACCUAUCUAAUAACCCCAUCGGCCGAACAGAGCUCAGUACACCCAUAUCCCUCCCGAACCUGCAAAAUUUAACCCUAUCCUCUUCAGCUUUGACAUCCCUAGAGCCGCUUUUAGCCAACCUCUCGGCUCCUUCACUCUCUUUUCUCGACGUCUCAAUUAAUCGUCUCAAGGGGCCUGUGCCAGUAAUGCGCGCCACAUACCCUAACCUAGUCACUUUCCUCGCCUCAGAGAAUGCAUUUGACAGUCUUUCAUAUGAGGCUGUUGAGGGGCUGCAAGUCCUUGACGUAGCAAACAAUGAUAUCGAUGCCCUGCCCCCGAGAGCUGGCCUUCUGGGAGUUGAUGAUGUUCCUCCGGGAAUGAAUGCAUUGCGCCGUUUCGAGGUUGCUGGGAACAGGUUUAGGGUUCCUAGAUGGCAGAUUGUUUCAAAGGGAACUGAAGCGAUACUAGACCAUUUGAAGAAUCGAAUUAGUGAAGCCGAGAUGAAAGAAUGGAAGACCAGCGAGUGA